This is a messenger RNA of Manis pentadactyla (Chinese pangolin), 1049 nucleotides long. It is a transcript of the gene MALSU1, whose product is annotated as mitochondrial assembly of ribosomal large subunit 1. Lineage: Eukaryota; Metazoa; Chordata; Mammalia; Pholidota; Manidae. Gene Ontology annotation, molecular function: ribosomal large subunit binding. The record is from RefSeq and is a predicted model, not a curated record. Gene Ontology annotation, cellular component: mitochondrion. Bases 41 to 901 code for a protein of 286 amino acids. Gene Ontology annotation, biological process: negative regulation of translation; negative regulation of ribosome biogenesis. The transcript has 6 exons.
UUAAAAGCCCCGCCUCGUGCGUAGACGCACGGCGACGGCGAUGGGGCCUGGCCGUCGUGCGGCGUGCUGUCUCGGGGCGCUGCUGUGGCGCAGGGCCGUGCUCCCGGGAGCCGGGCCUGCGUCGGGCGUGGGGCCCCAGCUCCGGCUGCUGUCGGUGCGGCGGCUUAAGGUGGGACCAGCGUUUGUCCCGGCGUGCCUGAGCGCCGACCGCGCGCGAGGCCUGCACGGCGGGCCCGGCCUUGAGGAGGGGGCCGCGGAGGCAGCCGGCGAGGGGCACCCGGAGUCAGGCACUGCAGAUCAUACUGCUCCCAAGUUUGACAUCGAUGUGCUGGUUUCACUUCUGAGGCAAGAAAAUGCAAGAGACAUUUGUGUGAUCAAGGUUCCUCCAGAAAUGAAAUAUACAGAUUACUUUGUGAUUGGUAGUGGAACUUCCACCCGACACUUACAUGCCAUGGCCUACUACAUUGUGAGAAUGUACAAAUACCUGAAAAGUAAAAGUGAGCCUCAUGUUAAGAUCGAAGGGAAGGACACUGAUGACUGGCUCUGUAUGGAUUUUGGCAACAUGGUGAUUCACUUGAUGCUUCCAGAAACCAGAGAAACCUAUGAAUUAGAGAAACUGUGGACCCUACGUUCUUAUGAUGACCAGUUAGCUCAGAUAGCUCCUGAAACAUUACCUGAAGACUUUAUUCUUGGAUUAGAAGAUGACACUUCUUCCUUCAUUCUUGGAUUAGAAGAUGACACUUCUUCCCUGACUCCAGUGGAUUUCAAAUGUAUCUGGAAAAUGAAGCGGCAUUUGGGGCACAUUACAGAUGAGGAAUGGUCCAUAUUUGCCUACUGUGCCCUUCCUGAACCUCCCUUCAAACAUUCUUGCAAGGCUGAAGGACACACACUCAACAGAUGAGUUUGCACUGACUGGGUUCCUAAUAAGGCCAAUUCCAGGUUGUAAUAUUACCAGAAUGCAGCAGCAGUGCACAUACUCAUGCAGUGAAACACUUCUUUACCUUCUAACAGUAAGAAAUGCAUGCUUCCUCUUACUAUACAGUCACUAU